UGUAAUUACAUAAUUGGACAUAGAGUGAGAUAACAUGGAUGAAAAACAAAGUACACACAAACUUCGCUUCACGUGCCAGAAUAAAAAUCGAGAGUGCAAAUCUUAGAAGAAUAUGAAUCAGUUGUAAUGAUCUCAUAAUAGUGGGAAUUUAUAGUAUAUAUAAGCUUGGUUAAUUUGUCUUAUUUCCAUUAAUCAGCCUUGGUUCACACUGACCAUACAUGUCUUAGAAUCGUUCUUAUUACGAUAUUGAAAGGUGCCAAGAAAAACUUUGAGAUUUUGAAGAUGUUCGCUGCAGUGUUUGCAUUUGCGCUUGCGACAGCAUAUGCAACUGAAAUACCCUCCUACAUUAACGUGUGUGGCCGCAGAGAUCCAAAUCUCAAUAAAUGCGUCGCAGACAAUAUAAAAAAUUUGCAAGGAAGGAUAUGCAAAGGACUUACGGAAAUGAACCUUCCACCGAUUGAACCGCUCAAUAUUGACAGAUUAGUCAUUUCCGAGACUGUCAACAACAAAAUAUAUUUAAAUGAUGUACAAAUAACGGGACUUUGUAAUUACAUUGUAAAAUCUGUAGAUGUAGAUAUCGACAAGCUUAAUUUCAAUUUUGAAGUUUCAUUGAAUCGGCUUUACUUGAAUGGCACGUAUGAUAUCAACGUACGUAUACUCGUGCCCAUUGCUCAUAAUGCACCUAUUUAUAUUACUGCAGAUAACAUAAACUCAAAGAUAGCCUUACAAGCGGAAAUGACAACUUAUAAGGACAAAAAACAUAUGUAUAUAUCAGAAGUAAAGAUGUCCACCGAUAUUAAAAAAUAUGACGCUCAAUACGGUUUGAAGGAAAAUGAAAUAAGUCAAUUGGGCCAAAUUCUUGGCGGUCUCAUAGGCAGCAAUCAAGAAGAAUUUAUUCAAAGAUUGACGCCGCCAUUAGACGAGGAAAUCUCCAAAUGGCUUCUUAAAAUUGUCAACAACAUAAUGAAAAUGUACUCUUACGACGAACUUUUUCCGGACCGAACUUAAAGAAUCUAAGAGUUCUUUAAGUUACAUCGUUAUAAAAUAUUCAUUGCAAAAUAAAAGUAAAAAAAUUGCAAUAUUAUAUUCUAUUAUAUAUACACAUGCAUGUGUAGAUUAUUCUUUUACACGAAAUAAAUACGUUGUUAUAAGCUAAUUCUCACAACACAACAUUAAA
This is a messenger RNA of Formica exsecta, 1177 nucleotides long. RefSeq names its product protein takeout-like. The record is from RefSeq and is a predicted model, not a curated record. The coding region runs from base 283 to 1008 and encodes 241 amino acids. NCBI's taxonomy places the organism in Eukaryota, Metazoa, Arthropoda, Insecta, Hymenoptera, Formicidae. The transcript has 4 exons.